Bacidia gigantensis is the source of this 2274-nucleotide messenger RNA. RefSeq lists its product as uncharacterized. The record is from RefSeq and is a predicted model, not a curated record. NCBI's taxonomy places the organism in Eukaryota, Fungi, Ascomycota, Lecanoromycetes, Lecanorales, Ramalinaceae. The transcript has a single exon. Bases 1 to 2274 code for a protein of 757 amino acids.
AUGCACAACGGGGGCUGGCGGGGUCUCUCCACCUUCUCGUUCGAUGAGGAAGCCUCAGUCGCCAUGAACGAGGAGAAAGAGGGCGAAACAAAAUACAAGAGAAAUGAAGAGGAUGUCAUGAAAAGCGCAAGAUACGAAGACAUAUUCGUUCCAGAGGAGCGUGAAGAUAGUCAAUUCAAAAUCAUGGACGAGCCUCAAAACAUGCAAAAUUGGGAACUUUGGAUCGACCUGAUGAAAGUCCAAGAGCAGACAUACGGCAUACAAGGUAUUGCUUCAGUCUUCUUGAAGAUUCAAGAGGAAGGGCUUGAUAUCCCAACGGAGGGGCGGGCAGCCGACGCACUAUGGUCGAAAGUGCUUUCAGCAGGCCUUGAUGGUGGGCUGGAUCUCAUGAUGGUUGUAGAAUACGCUAAGGGAUUGGAAAAAAGGUCUGGUAAACACUGGGACAAGCUCUAUGUCACGAUCGUGACGGCCGGGCUACGAAGUAAUGUGGCGCUUGCUUUGGAUUGGCACCAGGUGCUAAAGGACAUUUUCGAGCUGCAGCCCGCAGCUUAUGGAGAGCUCCUACAUUCAUGUAUAGAGUACGAGAGUCUCGAGGUUUUUUCACAGAUCUACGGUGGCUGCAACUCGUCCCUGUAUGGGACCAUCAUCCCAAUUCUUUGCAAGCGAGGCUUGUUCGAUACGGCGUUUGAUUGGCAUUUCAAACUACUCAGCGCGAGCGAUCUUCCGGUACUCUUAGAGGAUAUUGAAUCCUUACUUCUGCACUACGCACGCCGGGAUGAGGAAAUGUUUGGAAAGCUCACCACAAGCGUGCUCACCUCAAAAGCCAUCAAGAUUCAGCGCCCAUUGCAGAAGUUCUUACAGAGCCAACGAAGGAUCAGUAAGGAGGUUGCUGAUCGGCAGUUGAGACUUGCAGCUCAAUCCACCUACAAAGCUCCGCUGAGUGAUACAUUUUGCGCACGACUGUUCGCGACCCGGUUCUUUCGAGUCGAUAGUGUUAUCAUAGGUCUACAAACGAUGGGACUGGAAAGUUUGGGCCCAUUGUCUGUACGCGAGAUUGUCGUGCGCAAUGAUUGUGAUAUCACUGCAAUUUUUCGUCAUUUUGAUCGUCUGCGUGACGCAGGCAUCGCACUGGGUCUAUCAGACUAUAUCAUUUUGAUCCGAAGGGCAAUGAUCGCAAACAAAAGAUGGCUUCUACAAUCCAUUAUGGAUUUUGAUGCUCAUCCUGAAACGUAUAAGGAUUAUGGACUUCAGGAAAAAAUCUUUACCAAAUAUCUCGCCGUGAAUGAUGUGGUGGGAAUGGAACGAACGCUUGCCAUACUCACGUUACAUAAUGCAAAUGAUUCUUUCGAAUCGAGAAGAAUCAACAUCAUCUUGCGUGCAUCCAUGAGACUGCGACAGCGCGCGAAAAUGACUUCACUUUUGGCCCAAAUGAAUGCUGCUAGUAUCCCUUUGGAGCCUGCAUCAAGUCGGACCAUGCGCGUGACCUUGCUUAAUAAAAGACGUACAGGCAAAGUUGAUGUGAUUGAUGAAACAUUACAAAAUAUUGAUCUGCACGUUAAUGUAAUGAGAAAGACACUUGAAGGUGGCAGGUGUGUCCCCAUCACCUCUUGGAAGGAAAUCCUACGGCGCUUGGGAAUGGCAGGGCGUCUCGCCGAAUGCAAGUCUCUGGUUCUUUGGCUCGCCGAAUUCUACAUGAAGCAUCCUGAACUAGGAAUGGACAGAACGAUGUCUUCCUGGGGUGCGCGGGAAGAUGGCGAGUCGAUUUCAGAGCCAACUUACGAUCUGAGCCUGCCCAACGGCGAUGUGUGGAUGGGAACGAAAUCCCUAAAUCCCAUAUACCAACUCGAACAACUCUUCACAACCUCUGCUCAACAUGCCUUCAUCGCAUGGGGUUUCCAGCAGGAAGCUAAACAACAAUAUAGCUGGUUGGUCAUGCAUGAUAGUGCUGAGGAGCCCAUCUAUACAUGGGGACUCGUCCUUCUGCGUCAAUUACGGGAUCGUGGUGUCAAAGUCAGCGAUAAAGUAGUCUCACAUUACUGCGAACAGCGACUGAGGACCCUGUUCAAUGACAACUUCGUCUCUCACAGAUAUGUCAACCGAUCAUCUCAACGAUUCCUGAAGCAAGAGCAAAUGAAGACCGGAACGCCAAAGAUUCGAUCCUUUGCGAUUUAUUUUCAAGCUAUGGAGAAAGCUUGGGGUCAGAAGCCAUUUAGUCUGCCUCCUGCAUUGCAGAUUCGACUCGAUAGAUUGAGGCUCGACCAGCCGGACCGAUAG